AUGAGGAUUACAAAACCUGUUUUUGAAGAAGUAACCGCAACCCAUGAUAGCCAUGACUCAACACCAGCUCUUCUUGGGCAACUUAUGUCCUAUCAAGACGAGAUUAUUAAACAGCGUGGUGGCGGUAACCUUAAAAUCUAUACAGAAAUUUUACGUGAUGAUCAGGUAAACAGCUGUUUUCAGCAACGACGUAGUGCGGUUGUCUCUUGGCGUGUUGUGUGUGAGCCUGGUGGUGAUCGUAAACAAGAUAAAGCUGCUUGUGAUUUUAUUGAAGAUGUCCUCAAUAAUCUUAAUUUUGAUGAUCAUACAAGUAAAAUGCUCUAUGGUGAGCAUUACGGGUAUUCGGUAGCAGAAUGUUUGUGGGGGCGGGAUGGUCGUUUUAUUACCUUAGAAGAUAUCCGGGUUCGUGAUCGUAGCCAGUUUCGCUUUCGCAAUGACGGUAAUUUGGUCAGACUGACAAGAAAGCAUCCUAGCGGUGAGUUAAUGCCUGAUUAUAAGUUUUGGGUCUUUUCUUUUGGUGCAGACCAUGACAGCAAUCCUUACGGUUUAGGGCUAGCUCAUUAUGCUUAUUGGCCAGUCUUUUUUAAACGACAAGAUAUUAAGUUUUGGUCUAUCUUUUUAGAGAAAUUUGGUAAACCCACAACCCUUGGUAAAUAUAAUCGUGGUCAAGAUGGCACCAAAGACAAACAGAAGUUACUAGAAGCUCUAAAAGCUAUUGGUACAAGUAGUGCGGUUAUUAUUCCAGAUAGUGUUCAGGUUGAGUUGUUAGAAGCUACGCGCGGUGGCAAAGGUGGCUAUGAACAGAUCUAUGAUCGUAUGGAUGCUGCUAUUUCUAAAGUUUAUUUGUCUCAGACAAUGACCACAGAUGAUGGUAGCAGCAAAUCGCAAUCGGAAACCCAUAAAGAAGUACGAGACGAUGUUAUUCAGUUUGCUGCGGACAUGUUAAAUGCUAGCGCACGAGAUAGUUUUGUAAAUUGGCUUACAGCAUGGAAUUAUCCAGGUGCCAAGGUACCGAUUAUUAAACGUGUACCGGAAGAGAAUGAAGAUUUAAACAAAAGAGCUGAACGUGAUAUUAAGUUGUAUCAGAUGGGGUUUGAUUUAACCGAAGAAUACGUUCAACAAACCUACGGUGACGGUUUUCUCAAACGAGUCACUAGUGUGCCUGCUAGCGCAGGGGUCACUGGCGUGGCGGCGGUAGGCGUAGGGCUACCUGCUGCUAGCAGGCAAUCCGGAGCUAAUAACGAUAACGCUCCAUCGGGUAGUAGCCCCGCGCCAGCGGAUGGCUCCGUGCCAGCGGCGUUUGGGGAGGCAGAAGAGCAGACAGACGAAGAAGUAAUGACAGAUCAUUUAGAUGAGGCAACCAGUCAAGUACUAGAUGGAAUGAUUGAUCAGGUACGCGACCUUGUUAGUCAAGCAACGUCACCAGAAGAGCUGCGCGAUCAACUUAUUAAUCUCUAUCCUGAUUUAGAUAUUUCAAGACAGGCUGCCAUCAUUCAGAGAGCUCUCGUUGCGGCAGAGCUUAAAGGUCAAGUCGAUGUACUAGAGGGCAAUUGA
Messenger RNA from Ylistrum balloti, 1554 nucleotides. Its product is annotated as mu-like prophage FluMu protein gp29. The coding region runs from base 1 to 1554 and encodes 517 amino acids. The record is from RefSeq and is a predicted model, not a curated record. The transcript has a single exon. Lineage: Eukaryota; Metazoa; Mollusca; Bivalvia; Pectinida; Pectinidae.